ACCUGAGAUUGCAGAGACGCUCAGACAGUGAUAGACAGACAGAUCUGAGUCGGGAGAACGAGUCGGGAAAACGAGUUCGAGGACGAGUUCGAGUAUGUACUUAGGGAGCUCUGCUGUUUGUUGUUGUCAGCAAUUAAUGGUUUAAAGUUCGUCCAGUACGCAUUGAGCGUGAAGAUUGUCCCCACCGUUAGAUCGCAUCUCUGAAACUCCACACCAACCGUCCGAUUUAUUCCCUCUCUCCCUCCCCCUCUCUCUGUCUCUCUCUAUCCUCUCCUCCGAGCUUAGCUCUAAUUCUGGAGUCGAAGCAGAAGACCUUCACUGAAACCGAUCGGUCUACAAAAUUCUCGAGUCUCUCACGCGGCGCUUUCUCGGAUUUGAGCCCUGUGACGGCUUUCUUAUGACGGAGCUCAAGAACAAACUGUUUAAGAGGGUUUCAGAGUUUGAGAGACAAAAAUAAGUGGAUAUUUUCUCCGUAGCGAAGACAUUUGGGCGACAAAUUUUGGAUUUGAUUUCUUCUAAAUUGGUUACCCCUUUGAGGAAUCUCCAGACAUAUCACAGGGUUUGAAGGCAAAGAGGGCUAAAAUACUCUAUAACUUCAUUUUCAGACAAAACUGGAAGGAACCAUAUAGUUAGAAUUAGAAAGAGAGACAGAAAGAGAAUCAAUGGAAGAUUUUUCAAAAUACACUCAUAGUCCAGUUCAUUUGGCGGUGGUGCGCCGUGACUAUGCCGCCUUAAGGCGCAUUAUCUCUACCCUGCCACGGCUCGCCAAGGCUGGAGAGGUUAAUACUGAAGAGGACUCUCUUGCUGCUGAGCUCCAGGCUGAUGCCGUCUCAACUGUUAUUGAUCGUCGUGAUGUUCCAGGGCGUGAGACUCCUUUGCACCUUGCAGUACGCCUCCGGGACACCAUAUCUGCAGAGAUUUUGAUGGCAGCUGGUGCGGACUGGAGUCUCCAGAAUGAGAAUGGUUGGAGUGCUCUCCAGGAGGCAGUGUGCACUAGGGAAGAGUCAAUUGCACUGAUCAUUGCAAGGCAUUACCAACCUCUCGCUUGGGCAAAAUGGUGUCGUAGACUGCCACGUAUUGUUGCCUCAAUGGCUCGUAUUCGUGAUUUUUACAUGGAGAUAACUUUCCAUUUUGAGAGCUCAGUCAUUCCAUUUAUAGGUCGUAUUGCUCCAUCAGAUACUUACCGCAUUUGGAAGCGCGGUUCUAAUCUUCGUGCUGAUAUGACCCUUGCUGGUUUUGAUGGUUUCCGGAUUCAAAGGUCGGAUCAGACAUUUUUGUUUCUCGGAGAAGGGUACUCUUCAGAGGAUGGCAAUAUGACUUUGUCACCGGGUUCUUUGAUUGUUCUUUCCCAUAAGGAGAAGGAAAUUACAAAUGCUUUGGAAGGUGCAGGCACCCAACCAACAGAAGCAGAAGUUGCACAUGAAGUGGCGUUGAUGUCGCAGACAAACAUGUAUAGGCCUGGUAUUGAUGUUACGCAGGCUGAGCUUGUUCCCCAUUUGAAUUGGAGGCGACAGGAGAGGACUGAGAUGGUUGGAAAUUGGAAGGCCAAAGUUUAUGAUAUGCUUCACGUUAUGGUGAGCGUGAAGUCAAGGCGGGUUCCUGGUGCUAUGACAGAUGAGGAACUUUUUUCCGUGGAUGAUGAAGAAAGGUUGGCAAAUGGUGAUAACAAUGAUGACUAUGAUGAUGUUUUGACCGCUGAAGAAAGGAUGCAACUGGAUUCUGCACUACGAAUGGGGAACUCAGAUGGUGUUUGUGAGGAUGAGGAACAUGGGAUUGUCGAAUUCCAAGAAAAUGGUUCGGUAGGUUUCAAUGAGAAUGGUGAAUCCAAUGGUGCAAAAGAGAAGAAAAGUUGGUUCGGUUGGAACAAAAAAGGUUCAAAGAGUAAUGUUGAGGAUCCUGAAGACUCCAAGAUUUUGAAGAAGUUCUCGAAGUUGGCCCCAGAAGGUAGCAAUCAGAAACCAGUGGAUCAUCAAAAAUCAUCAACGGAAUUUGCCAAGGAGGAUAUGGGGGAUGCCAAGAAGGGAAAAGAUAAAAGCAGUAAGAAGAAAAAGAAGAAAGGGGCCACUAGUGAAUCGAAGCUUGAGAGUGAAUACAAAAAAGGUUUGAGACCAGUCUUGUGGUUGACACCAGAUUUUUCUCUGAAAACAGAUGAGCUACUGCCUUUACUUGACAUCUUGGCCAACAAGGUCAAAGCCGUUAGGAGACUCAGGGAACUUUUGACAACUAAACUUCCACCUGGGACGUUUCCUGUCAAGAUAGCAAUCCCAAUUGUCCCCACUAUAAGAGUCCUUGUUACAUUCACUAAAUUUGAAGAACUUCAGCCAUCAGAGGAGUUUUCAACCCCUCUCUCCAGCCCCGCACAUUUCCAGGAUGCCAAGUCCAAGGAAUCAGAGGGGUCCACGUCAUGGAUUUCAUGGAUGAGAGGGAGUCGUGGUGGGCAAUCUAGUGACAGUGACAGUCACCGGUAUAAGGAUGAGGUUGACCCUUUCCAAAUACCAUCAGACUAUACAUGGGUUGAUGCAAAUGAGAAGAAGCGCCGCUUGAAGGCAAAGAAAGCCAAGAGCAAGAAAAAUAGGAAACAUGCAGCAGCGAGAGGUGGGGACGGUGGACAUCAUGUCAGUGAGGAUGUAGAAGAAUAACUACCUCAAAAUCUAUUUCAUGCUUUGCCACUGUUUAGGUCCCGACUAUGAGGAGGGAGAGGGAGGUUAACUCCUCUGCGCAGCUGACCUUCAAUUUUCCCUUUGGAUAAUUUGGUUGGUGGAUGAUUGUUUGGAAAUCAAUUUGUUGUUGAUUAAGAAGGGCCUUUUCUUCUUGAUCAGUUGUAUUUUUAUGUGAAGUGAGAUCAUCGAGGAACAGAGUCUUCUCGUUUCUCUGAUAGCGUGUUUCUUCCAAUUUUUCGUUGACACCAAUCUUUGUAUCUAAUUCAAGUAACAAUGUUACAUUUUUUCUUUUUUGUGAUUGGUAUUCUGUCAUUCUAGCGCAAGUUAACAACUAUUCUUUUCA
Molecule: messenger RNA, 3003 nt
Organism: Carya illinoinensis
Lineage: Eukaryota; Viridiplantae; Streptophyta; Magnoliopsida; Fagales; Juglandaceae
Product: ankyrin repeat domain-containing protein 13A
Exons: 4
Coding region: 663-2639 (658 amino acids)
Cellular component (GO): cytoplasm
Molecular function (GO): protein binding
Source: RefSeq, a predicted model, not a curated record